GGUUAAUCCGGCUUCUGUUCGGUUGGUGAAAUUUCAAAUCUCUAGCCGUGUUGUUGGUGUGCUUCAAAAUGCCUUCAUUUACAAACGGCGGAGAUUGCGAAGCGGAAACAUUUUUGUUCACCUCUGAGUCUGUAGGUGAAGGACAUCCAGACAAAUUGUGUGAUCAGAUUAGUGAUGCCAUACUAGAUGAGUUCCUGCGUCAGGAUCCCGAGGCCAAAGUAGCCUGCGAAUCUUUUGUUAAAAGCGGUCUCAUUCUUGUUGGGGGUGAGAUCUCAUCGAACGCUGUGGUUGACAUACAGAAGACUGUGCGUAAUGUUGUAAAACAAAUUGGCUACGAUGAUACUCAGAAGGGCUUAGAUUAUAAAACUUGCAACGUCUUAACAGUAAUUGAGCAGCAAAGUGCAGAUAUUGCAAAGGGUGUACAUGAAGGAAGAAGGAUUGAAGAUAUUGGCGCAGGAGACCAGGGUUUAAUGUUCGGUUAUGCAACUGAUGAAACUGAAGAAUGUAUGCCUUUAACAGUUACACUAUCACAUGCUUUAAAUAAGCGCCUAGCCACAUGUAGACGUAAUGGAGUGCUUCCAUGGGCUGGUCCUGAUUCAAAAACUCAAGUGACUGUAGAGUAUUUAAAUGAUCAUGGAGCUUGUCGACCUUUACGAGUGCAUACAGUGGUUAUUUCUACUCAACAUGAUGAUUGUGUCACAUUGGAAAAAGUUCGAGCUGAUUUAAUGGAAUAUGUUAUUAAAGAAGAGAUUCCUGCAAAUCUUUUAGAUGAAAAAACGAAAUAUCAUUUAAAUCCAGCUGGACGAUUUGUAAUUGGUGGUCCUCAGAGUGAUGCUGGUUUAACUGGUAGAAAAAUCAUUGUAGAUACAUAUGGAGGUUGGGGUGCACAUGGUGGUGGAGCAUUUUCUGGGAAAGAUUAUUCUAAAGUUGAUCGAUCCGCAGCGUAUGCAGCACGUUGGGUAGCUAAAUCCCUUGUUAAAGCUGGUCUUUGUCGACGUGUUCUAGUUCAG
Schistosoma turkestanicum is the source of this 1010-nucleotide messenger RNA. The record is from the annotation of a GenBank genome assembly. Lineage: Eukaryota; Metazoa; Platyhelminthes; Trematoda; Strigeidida; Schistosomatidae.